Molecule: messenger RNA, 1014 nt
Organism: Closterium sp. Naga37s-1
Lineage: Eukaryota; Viridiplantae; Streptophyta; Zygnematophyceae; Desmidiales; Closteriaceae
Source: the annotation of a GenBank genome assembly
AUGGAGACACCUAAAACGGCAUCUGGUCGGUGGCUGCUGGAUAGUGGCUUCCUAGAAGAUUCCUCGCACGUGUUAACUUCGUUGUCGCAACACCAGCCAGAUGCGUCGCAGGCGAUUCCGUCGUCGCAUGCCAGCGGUUGCAAUGUCGCUCACGCCUCGUCCUCCGUCCAGCAGUGCAUGAACGAUCCAGCAGGCGACGUUUCCGCAAAAGAGAUUUCACACAUCCCUGCUCCAGGCGAUCAGUGCGACUUAUGCGAAGCCGGCGACAUUCGCGAGCUGUGCGACGCCGUUCUCCCACCGGCGACAGCAGGGUGUGAGGGUACAGCGACAGGAGCGGAAUCCGAGCAGAGAGUGGGUGAUGGGGAUAGGUGGGGAGAAUGCGGUGAGGCGGAAGAAGCGCGCGCACAGCGGGGGAGGAACCCCACCCCCGAGGCGGUCGACGUUGCAGCAGGAAUGAGCCCCGGCGAAGUCUUUGCGCGGACUCUGAAGCUAGAGGCGGAAGAAGCGUGCGCGCAGCGGCGGCGGAGCCCCACCCCCGAGGGAGUCUCCGCGCGGACUCCGAAGCUAGAGGCGGAAGAAGCGUGCCCGCAGCGGAGGCGGAGCCCCACCCCCGAGGCGAUCGAUAUGAUGAGCCUGCUGCAGGGGCUCAGCGACGGGGAGGAGGAGGCGGAGGAGGGAGCGGAGGCGGACGGGGAGGGGGAGGAAGACGCUGAGGGUGGAAGAGAAGCGGAGGGGGAGAGGGAGGAGGCGGGAGAAGAGGCGGAUGGGGAGGAGGGUGAGGGGGAAGAACGCGACAGGCAAGGGGGUGAGGUGGGAGAGGAAACAGACGGGGAGGAGGGUGAGGCGGGCGGAGUGGUGGACUGGCAGGGGGAUGGCGAAAAGGAGGGGGAAGAGCGAGCAGCCGUGCGGCAGCAGCAGGGGCAUGGAGGGAGUGAAGCAGACCAGUCCCACUUGCCGCCCCUGCUGUUGUUAUCCAUGCUAAACGCGUCUCGUCAUUCGUUUGAUGCAGCUUGA